AUGAUACCCCUCAUCAUCAUGGCCGGCCGCAAUAACCCCCUGAUCUCAUUGCUAAAGAUUAGCUUCGACACUUACAAUCUGCUACACCGCUGGAUGGGCCGCAUCAUUGUCGUCGAGGUGGUCGUUCAUACGGUUGCCUGGGCGAUCCCCGCCGUCGCUCACAAGGGCUGGGAAGCCACGUGGGCAAAGCUCUUCAAGAGCCUCUUCAUCGGAUCUGGCACCAUUGGCACCAUUUCUAUGGUCUUGUUGCUCUUGCUCUCCCUCUCACCUGUCCGCCACGCCUUCUACGAAACAUUUCUCAACCUCCACAUUCUGUUCGCCCUCGUCGCGAUUGGCUGCACCUGGAUACACUGCGCGACAGCCAAGGUACCUCCGCUGUCGUGGGCCAUCGCCGUCGCCGCGCUCUGGGCCGCCGAUCGUGUGGCCCGAGUCCUCCGUCUCGCCUUUACCAACUGGUCCAACAGAGGCUUCACCGAGGCGCAUUGUGAGGCUCUGCCUGGCGAGGUGACUCGUGUGACGCUUCGUGUUCCGCGAUACGUCGACAUCGAGGCAGGAACACACGCCUACCUGCGCUUUUGGGGUAUCCGUCCUUGGGAAAGCCAUCCGUUUUCGAUUGCCUGGGUCGACCACGAAGCCGCCAAGGCUCUUCCUACCUCGGAAAAGGACCCGCUCACCAACAAACUUGACCGCAAGACGGCAACCACCUCGGUGUCCUUCCUCAUCGCCGCCCAGACUGGAGCGACUCGCUUGCUGUACGACCGGGCUUGCCAGUCGCUCAAGGGCAUUCAUCUGAGGGCGGCCAUGGAAGGACCCUAUGCCGGACAUCACAAUCUCGACUCGUACGGCCACGUCGUCCUUUUUGCCGGCUCGACGGGCAUCACCCACCAAAUCUCCCACGUUCGACAUCUGCUAGAAGGCCACAGCGAAGGCAUGGUUGCAACGAGGAGAGUGACUCUUGUUUGGAUCGUCCGAACAUAUGAAUCUCUAGAGUGGGUGCGUCCAUACAUGGACAUGAUUUUGCGGAUACCGAGCCGCAAGGAUUUACUCCGGAUCCACAUCUUUGUCACGCGUCCGCAAAACCCGCGCGAUAUUGUCAGCGCUAGUACCUCUGUCAAGAUGUUCCCGGGACGGCCAAACAUUCACCUGCUGCUGAACAAAGAGGUGCAGGACCAGAUUGGAGCUAUGUCGGUGAGCGUGUGCGGACCAGGUGGCCUGGCAGACGACGUACGAGGCGCAGUACGAGCAGUACAAGGCGACACCGUGGUGGACUUUAUCGAGGAGAGCUUUACGUGGUGA
Molecule: messenger RNA, 1296 nt
Organism: Hirsutella rhossiliensis
Lineage: Eukaryota; Fungi; Ascomycota; Sordariomycetes; Hypocreales; Ophiocordycipitaceae
Product: ferric reductase like transmembrane component domain-containing protein
Exons: 1
Coding region: 1-1296 (431 amino acids)
Biological process (GO): intracellular iron ion homeostasis; iron ion transport; copper ion import
Cellular component (GO): plasma membrane
Molecular function (GO): ferric-chelate reductase activity
Source: RefSeq, a predicted model, not a curated record